Messenger RNA from Daucus carota subsp. sativus, 979 nucleotides. RefSeq names its product protein COFACTOR ASSEMBLY OF COMPLEX C SUBUNIT B CCB1, chloroplastic. Lineage: Eukaryota; Viridiplantae; Streptophyta; Magnoliopsida; Apiales; Apiaceae. The transcript is spliced from 4 exons. The record is from RefSeq and is a predicted model, not a curated record. The coding region runs from base 40 to 819 and encodes 259 amino acids.
GUUAAAACGUAGAAAAGAAUAUCUAUCACAACUUUAACAAUGGCAUCCUCAGCUAAUUCACUCAUCCCUCCCAUACAUACACUGCCUUGUUCUAAGUUUCGACCAAGAUUUUCAACCCCAAUUCACCAGCUCAGCCAGCCAUGGCCAACCCUCAAACGACCCAGAAAGCUCGUGCUUCAAGUCGUCUCUUCCCUCGCACCUGACCCCCUCUUGUCAGACCCAACUUCUCUCUUUUUAAUCUCGGAAAAUGUGGGCUACUCAACUGCAAGUUAUUACACUUCUCUCGGUCUUUUUGUCAUUUCUGUUCCGGGGCUCUGGUCUCUUAUCAAGCGCUCGGUUAAAUCCAAGAUUGUGAAGAAGACAUUUAUAGGAGAAGGCGAAGGUAAAAUGAAGAAGCCGAGUCAAAUGGCAGGGGAGAUACUUUCAUUUUUCACUCGCAACAGCUUUGCGGUGUUAGAUAAGGGAGAGACCAUAACAUUUGAAGGCAUGAUGGCGCCCAGCCGAGGACAAGCAGCACUACUCACAUUCUGUACCUGCAUAAGCUUGGGAAGUGUUGCCCUUGUUCUGACGAUAACAAAUCCUGAGGUGGGAAACAAUUGGUUCUGGCUAACCAUCUUAAGCCCUUUAGCAGGAGCUUACUAUUGGAAGCGCGCUUCAAGAACAGAGCAGAUCAAGGUUAAAAUGAUAUUGGCAGAAGACGGGACACUGUCAGAAAUUGUUGUCCAAGGCGAUGACCAGCAAGUAGAACAGAUGAGGAAGGAGCUUCAGCUAAGUGAAAAGGGAAUGGUUUAUGUCAAAGGACUCUUUGAGAGAGGAUGAGAGAUCUGUCUUGUUCAAAAUAAUUCGACAAACAGUUCACAUGUAUUAGCAUCUGGUGAGGAAUUUUAAUUUUUCGACAUACGAUUCACAAAUUUUAAGUAUCUUGUCAGAAGAGGUAAUGAUGAGCAAUGUUAUUCCCUAAUAAGAGCUUUGAUGUGCA